AUGGCUUCCGUGGCCCAAAUCUCUUAUCGUCGCCCAUCUCGCCAGGGUUCUAGACGAGCCUCUAAAGACACGCGGGACGAGUUACAAGUGCACAUAGAUCAUUAUAUUGGAAUCGAUGUUGGAACUGGCAGUGCCCGUGCCUGUAUCAUCGACAAUAAGGGGGAUAUUGUUGGCCUAUCCUCCGAAAACAUUGGUCUUUGGCAACCCCAGCAAGGAUAUUAUGAACAAUCUACGAACGAUAUUUGGCGAUGUAUCUGCGUGGCCGUUCAGCGCGCAGUUAGCCAACACAACAUUGAUCCAGAGACCGUGAGAGGAAUCGGAUUUGAUGCGACAUGCUCAUUGUCGGUGUUCUCCAAUGUUACAGAUGAACCUAUCUCUGUGACGGGGCCCAACUUUGACUCGGACCGCAAUGUGAUCCUUUGGCUCGAUCAUCGACCCGUGGAGGAAACCGAGAAGAUCAAUGCCACAAACCACAAUCUACUACGCUAUGUUGGAGGGAAGAUGUCCAUCGAGAUGGAAAUCCCCAAAGUCCUAUGGUUGAAAAGAAAUAUGCCACAAGAGCUCUUUGACCAAUGCAAGUUCUAUGACUUGGCUGACGCCUUAACUCACAUUGCCACUGGUGCAGAAAAGAGAAGCUUUUGCAGCGUCGUUUGUAAGCAGGGCUAUAUCCCUGUUGGUGUGGAUGGGAGCAUAAAAGGCUGGCAAGAGGACUUUCUGACGGAAAUUGGCCUUGAAGAUCUGCUAGAGGAUAAUCACAAGCGGAUGGGAGGUGUCAACGGGGUGAAUGGCGAUUAUCUUAGCGCCGGUGAACUUGUCGGCACCUUGUGCGACAAAGCUGCCUCAGAGCUGGGCCUACCCUCCGGAAUUGCAAUCGGGAGCGGCGUCAUUGACGCAUAUGCAGGUUGGAUCGGCACAGUCGGUGCUAAGGUUGAUCUGGAGUCGGAUCAGUUGAGCUCUGAUGUCGCCAAGAAUGACAAGGCACAGGCUUUUUCUCGGUUAGCCGCCGUCGCUGGAACGUCAACAUGUCAUCUUGCGAUGUCUCCGAAUCCAGUCUUUGUCCCAGGCGUUUGGGGGCCUUACCGCGAUACCAUUCAGCCGGGAUAUUGGAUGGCUGAGGGUGGCCAGUCUGCAACUGGAGAACUGCUCAAGCAUGUUAUUGAGACUCACCCGGCGUUCAACCAGGCAGUCUCGAUUGCUGAGUCGUAUAAUGCCAACAUUUAUGAGUUUCUAAACGAACACCUGAAUGAAAUGGCUCACGACCAAAAGGCUCCUAGUAUUUCCUAUCUAGGCCGACACUUCUUCUUCUAUGGUGAUCUCUGGGGCAACCGUUCUCCUAUCGCGGAUUCGGGAAUGUCGGGAUCUGUUGUCGGGCUGACGAGUGACAAGUCUGUGGAUGGUCUCGCUAUAUAUUAUUAUGCCACUCUCGAAUUCAUUGCGCUCCAGACUAGGCAUAUCGUGGAGACAAUGAACAAAGCUGGUCAUAGCAUCACCUCCAUUUUCAUGUCGGGCUCUCAGUGCCAGAAUGACAUACUGGUUAAGCUGAUCGCAUCUGCGUGUGAAAUGCCUGUACUCAUUCCUCGUUAUAUUCAUGCAGCUGUCUGCCACGGGGCAGCCAUGUUGGGUGCCAAAGCUGCUAGUGCCGAUGCGGAAGGCAAGACGGAGGAUUUGUGGGAGAUCAUGGACCGCAUGAGCAAACCAGGGAAGAAAGUCGUCGCGACGAAGGAUGAGACUGAGAAGGCCUUGCUCAACAUCAAGUAUAAAGUCUUCUUGGAUCAAUGUUACAAGCAGCAAGAGUAUCGAGCCCUUGUAGAUCAAGCAGUGGGCUUAUGGAAGUCCUAG
Messenger RNA from Aspergillus sclerotioniger CBS 115572, 1839 nucleotides. Its product is annotated as FGGY-family carbohydrate kinase. The coding region runs from base 1 to 1839 and encodes 612 amino acids. Gene Ontology annotation, biological process: carbohydrate metabolic process. Gene Ontology annotation, molecular function: phosphotransferase activity, alcohol group as acceptor; kinase activity. NCBI's taxonomy places the organism in Eukaryota, Fungi, Ascomycota, Eurotiomycetes, Eurotiales, Aspergillaceae. The record is from RefSeq and is a predicted model, not a curated record. The transcript is spliced from 3 exons.